Chaetomium strumarium is the source of this 1774-nucleotide messenger RNA. Its product is annotated as AP-1 adaptor complex mu subunit APM1-like protein. The record is from RefSeq and is a predicted model, not a curated record. Gene Ontology annotation, cellular component: clathrin-coated vesicle; clathrin adaptor complex. The coding region runs from base 103 to 1446 and encodes 447 amino acids. NCBI's taxonomy places the organism in Eukaryota, Fungi, Ascomycota, Sordariomycetes, Sordariales, Chaetomiaceae. Gene Ontology annotation, molecular function: clathrin-cargo adaptor activity. Gene Ontology annotation, biological process: vesicle-mediated transport; intracellular protein transport. The transcript has 3 exons.
GCCGUAUCGCGCCCCGUAAUCCCUGGCGUCGCCCCUCGUCCGGUGAAAGAUCGAUCUCGAGCCUGCGAGCCUGGCCGGAAUCCCGUCCGGCAGCUCCUCGCCAUGGCGUCAGCCGUUUUCUUCCUCGACCUCAAGGGCAAGACCCUUCUUGCCCGCAACUACCGGGGAGAUAUUCCCAUGUCCGCCGUCGAGAAGUUCCCCAUCCUCCUUAGCGAAGCCGAAGAAGAGUCGUCAGCGGUGCCGCCGUGCUUCUCCCACGAAGGGAUCAAUUACCUCUACAUCAGACAUAACAACCUCUACCUUUUGGCUCUCACAAAACGAAACACCAAUGCCGCCGAGAUCCUGCUGUUCCUGCAUAAGAUUGUCGAAGUCUUCACAGAGUAUUUCAAGGCGCUCGAGGAGGAAUCCAUCCGCGACAACUUCGUCAUCAUCUACGAGCUCCUGGACGAGAUGAUGGACUUUGGCUACCCGCAGACGACCGAGUCCAAGAUCUUGCAGGAAUAUAUCACGCAGGAGUCGCACAAGCUGGAGAUCCAGCGCCCUCCCAUCGCCGUCACAAAUGCCGUGUCAUGGCGCUCCGAGGGCAUCCGCUACCGCAAGAACGAGGUGUUCCUCGACGUGAUCGAGUCGCUCAACCUGCUGGUGUCGGCCAACGGCAACGUGCUGCGGUCCGAGAUCCUGGGUGCCAUCAAAAUGAAGUGUUACCUGUCGGGCAUGCCCGAGCUGCGGCUGGGGCUCAACGACAAGGUCAUGUUCGAGACGACGGGGCGGACGACGCGCGGCAAGGCCAUCGAGAUGGAGGACGUCAAGUUCCACCAGUGCGUGCGCCUAUCGCGCUUCGAGAACGACCGCACCAUCAGCUUCAUCCCGCCCGACGGCGAGUUCGAGCUCAUGUCGUACCGCCUCAACACGCAGGUCAAGCCGCUCAUCUGGGUCGAGUGCGUCGUCGAGUCGCACAGCGGUUCCCGCAUCGAGUACAUGCUCAAAGCCAGGGCUCAGUUCAAGCGCCGUAGCACCGCAAAUAACGUCGAGAUCGUCGUCCCCGUCCCCGACGACGCCGACACGCCGCGCUUCCGCACCAACGUCGGGUCGGUGCACUACGCGCCGGAGCAGAGCGCCAUCGUCUGGAAGAUCAAGCAAUUUGGGGGUGGCAAGGAGUUCCUCAUGCGUGCCGAGCUCGGUCUGCCCAGUGUACGGGGUGAUGACGAGCAUGGUGGCGGCAUGACGGGCGGCUUUGGCGGCAGCAUGGGCGGUAUCGGAGCGCCCGGGAAAGGGGCGAAGAGACCGAUCCAGGUCAAGUUCGAGAUCCCCUACUUCACCACCAGCGGGAUCCAGGUGCGCUAUCUGAAGAUCACAGAGCCAAAGCUGCAAUACCCUUCCUUGCCAUGGGUGCGCUACAUCACGCAAUCCGGGGACAUUGCAGUAAGAUUACCAGAUGCGGUAUGAGCCAUCGUUCCAUUGACCGCUACGGCUCUCUCAUCUAUUUUACGACGGCUUGCGGUUAGGGCUGGAUCCAGCCAGCCAUGUUUUGGGGCGGGAGGGGAGCACGAGGUAAGGCGGCGGAUUUUGGAGGUUAAUAAAAGGUCUGCCGUGGCGUAUGGUCGAUAUUGAGCGAGUUGGGCCAUGAUUGCACUAGAGCAGACAAGCAGCUACAAGUAAAAUUGCGGGGUGAUAUCUCACGCCCGUUUCCAGGUCAUCGGUCUUUGAUAAACGAGACGCGCCAUUGUUCCUGCAGCUAGCUAUCGAAAAAGUCCGAGGCAACAAAACGGAGCCC